AUGGCGCUAUUUCCAUUAUUUGGGAUUAUGAGAUCUGAAGAAGUUGCGCAGGCUUAUCUUCCGGAUACGUCAUUUCUUUUCUUGGGUGGGUUGAUGGUUGCCGUUGCCGUGGAGAAGUCAAAUCUGCAUCAAAGGAUCGCUCUUUUGGUUUUGAAGCUCUGCGGAUCACAACCACAAUUCAUCAUGCUCGGUUUUAUGUCUGUAACCGGUUUCCUAAGCAUGUGGAUCUCGAAUACUGCAACGACAGCCCUAAUGGUGCCAAUUGUCCAAGGGGUCAUUAUGGAGUUGGUGACCAAUCACCGAAUGCAGGAAAUGUUCCUCCUGAGCGAGCGGUCGAGCAUGGAGACCCGAAGAAGAUCCGUAGAAUGCACUGCCACUAAUUUGGUGCUGGUCGGGCAGCUAGAAAAGUUGUUCCCGGGGGCAAACACUGGGAUCAAUUUCUUGUCGUGGAUCAUCUUUGCGCUUCCCCUAGCUGUUAGCUGCCUUUUCAUGUGCUGGUUGAUUUUGUGGAUGCUGUUCAUGCGACACAGUCCAAAAGGGAAUGCGAUCGUUACCAGGAAACUGCAUGAUAAAUACGAGCAAUUACCACCUAUCUCGUUUGCGGAAGUGUCCGUUUCCGUCUGCUUUCUGACUAUGCUUGGGUUGUGGGUGUUCCGAGAACCCGAUUUUGUUGCCGGCUAUGGCUCAAUGUUCAAGGACGGUUAUCUCUCUGACUCCACGGUAGCGAUCAUCAUUGUAAUUGUGCUGUUUAUGCUCCCUGACGGGGUGCCGAAAUGCUUUUCAGUGGAAACCUCUGUCGGAUUGAUUACGCAAGCACCUAAACGUAUCGUGCGUGGAAGUCUAUUGGAUUGGCAGACGAUCCAGGAACGGUUCCCUUGGUCAAUUUUGUUGCUUUUGGGCGGAGGUUUUGCAUUGGCGGCUGGUGUUAAGGAAUCGAAGCUCUCCUUGUUAAUCGGUUCGAUUAUGCAGCAGCUCGAGGUGUUCCCAAUGUUUGUGAUAAUGCUUAUCAUCCUCACCAUUACGCUCGUUUUGACUAAUAUUUGCUCGAAUACAGUCGUGGCAUCAAUCUUCCUCCCAAUCGUCUCGGAAUUGGCUCGGUCACUCCACAUCAAUCCUCUGUACUUCAUGCUGCCAGUGGCCGUCGGUUCAUCGUUCGCCUUCCUGCUUCCAGUUGCCACGCCACCUAAUGCCAUCGUCUUUUCUCAUGGAGUGGUCAAGGUCAAAGACAUGGCAAUUUCCGGAUUUCUUCUUACCAUCUCAUGCCUGGGCUUGACGAUGUUGAAUAUGGGCAUUUGGGGACGUUUUGUACUACAUCUAGACCAUUUCCCUCUAUGGGCUUAUGACGCGGAUCACCCGAUGCGCAAUGUGACCAUGAUGAAGGAACUUCUCGCGCGAAACGAAACCAUCAUCCCCGCAAUUCCACUCGUA
Molecule: messenger RNA, 1428 nt
Organism: Mesorhabditis spiculigera
Lineage: Eukaryota; Metazoa; Nematoda; Chromadorea; Rhabditida; Rhabditidae
Source: the annotation of a GenBank genome assembly